Molecule: messenger RNA, 6524 nt
Organism: Equus caballus (horse)
Lineage: Eukaryota; Metazoa; Chordata; Mammalia; Perissodactyla; Equidae
Gene: IPCEF1
Product: interaction protein for cytohesin exchange factors 1
Source: RefSeq, a predicted model, not a curated record
UGCUCAGCUUCUCAUGGAAGUCCUGUGUAGACUGAGCCUCCAGGGCAGUGGCUGCUUAGAGUGGAAUCCUCAACCUUUGCCUCAGAAUAACAUGAGUCUUCUGAAUUCAGGGAUAAAGAGCCAGCUCUUGGAUUUACUCUCAUUUCAUUGAAUCACUGAAAAUCCAGCAUCCUGGGAACUCCUUUGGUCUAUGGAAAACUGGGACUGUUGGUAACCCCACCUGUGAAAGGGAGGGGACAGAAGCAGGAUUGAACAGAGGGAGAAGUCAAGCUGCAGUGCAGGCCCGAUGACCUCAGCCAAUCCCAUGGAGAAAGAAUUCUGGAAUUAAAUUGGUCCAUCAGACAUAUCCAGCAUCAAGCUGAAAUGGCCAGGCCUUGUUAAGCAAAUGGAUCGGAAACAACAGCACUGGAAGGAGGAAGCACACAGCUUUUUGCUUUUGUUUUUGCCCAUUUGACAUCAUACAUGGCUACUGAUGGCAAUGUUCUUCAGGUUCCCUUGCGUCAGAAGCCGAGAAAGAAAACUCAAGGUUUGUUCAUGAUGAGUCGGAGGAGGAUAUCAUGUAAAGACCUGGGACAUGCUGACUGCCAAGGGUGGCUAUAUAAGAAAAAGGAAAAGGGAACUUUCCUCAGCAACAAAUGGAAAAAGUUCUGGGUGGUGCUGAAGGGAUCUUCACUGUACUGGUACAGCAAUCAAAUGGCAGAGAAGGCUGAUGGAUUUGUCAACCUGCCUGAUUUCACUGUGGAGAGAGCAUCUGAAUGCAAGAAAAAGCACGCUUUUAAGAUCAGCCAUCCACAGAUCAAGACCUUUUAUUUUGCAGCUGAGAAUACCCAGGAAAUGAGUAUGUGGUUAAGCAAGCUUGGAUUAGCUGUAAUCCACCAGGAAUCCACUACAAAGGAUGAAGAGUGCUACAGUGAGAGUGAGCAGGAAGAUCCCGAAAUAGCUGUGGAGACACCACCCCCUCCUUACUCUUCGGAGACUCUGUCUUCUUUGUCUGCACAGCAGUCAUCUUCAUCUUCACCCAAACUGAGUGGAACAUCAUCUUCUUUCUCUUCCCGGGAAAAUACAAUAAAGACACCCAGCAGUCUGUCUUCCCCUUUACCUAAAGAAAGACAGUCUUGGAUCGACCUGGUUAAUAGUUCAUCUGCUGCUGAAGAUGUGGGACAAUCUAUAGCAUUUGCUGUGCAGGUUCAUUCACUGGCACCCUGUGAGGCAAACAGUUGCAAGGCCCUGGAAAACAGCUUUUCCACAUCAGAAAGCGAAUUUUUGAACUCUUUAUCUAGUGACGACACUUCUUCACUGAGUAGCAACCUGGAUCAUCUUACUGUCCCGGAUAAGCCUACUGGAUCAAAGACCAUGGACAGAGAAGAAACAAAAGUGUCUGAAGAUGAUGAAAUGGAGAAGCUCUACAAAUCACUAGAGCAAGCUAGUCUCUCUCCUCUUGGGGACCGUCGACCUUCCACCAAAAAAGAGUUGAGAAAGUCCUUUGUCAAGCGGUGCAAAAAUCCAUCCAUAAAUGAGAAACUCCACAAAAUCCGAACCUUGAAUAGCACAUUAAAGUGUAAAGAACAUGACCUGGCCAUGAUUAACCAGUUGCUGGAUGAUCCAAAGCUGACAGCCAGAAAAUACAGGGAAUGGAAGGUCAUGAACACCCUACUGAUCCAGGACAUCUAUCAGCAGCGGACACCUAUGUCUGCCCCUGAAGGCACCCCCGAGGGACUUGAGAAGCCACCUUCCUCUGCCCGUGUUGAACAUUCUAUUUGACAAGCCAGGAUUCUCUCCUCUUAUAUCUUACACCAAGCAACUCUUCAAGAUGUUGCAAGAGCUUCUAUUUUUCCUUGUAAAGGAAAACUGAAACCCAGUUCCUCCUCAAGCAUCAGUUCCCCCUCUAAAGAUGCAUCUUAGGUGAGGACCAACUUCCACAGCGGCAGAACUUCUUGUUUCAGUUGUAGAACUGCCGCUGAGAUUGGAGUGGUUGAGACCAGUUGAACAGUUUUUGUGUGCCUGCUGGGAGCUCUUGGUUAUGCUAGGCUCUAGGUGGCAUGUGAGACAGGCAUCUUCUGUUUCUUGCUCUCAAGAGAAAUAGAAUAUUCCAUGGACAAAAGAUCACUUUUGACCAGGGACAUCUGUACAUAGAAAUAGUCUGUUUUCCUAAAGAAGAAUGUCCAAUUCCACCUGGUUGGGUAGCUGAGUUCUCCAAAUCAUGUUUUGGGUGGAGGAAUGGUUUCUGUAGCAUCAACUGGAGCAGGACAAAUGUGGUAUUAUGGGACCCAAAUCCCUUGCCUUUGGUCCAGAAUGGUGGUGCCUUUUCCCCAUGUUGAGAAAUACUUCAUAGCGAGGAGCAUGUGGGAGAGCCCAAGGAGGAGACGUGUUCUAUGUUCCACUCACUCAAAGGACAGCUUGAUAUUGUCACGCUUUACUCAGGUUGGGGGAAAGGUCUGAUUAAUUUCUUUCCGUAGAACAGCUAAAGAAAAUUAUCUCAUUACACUUGGGAACCUCUACUUCCUCCUAGCUUUUCUGUAGGAGAUAGUAAUGAGUCCAGCAAAGAAGGUUUGCUGCCUUUGGAUUUGGGUGUGGUGCCUAUGCACAGUAUAAAUUUAUAUCCAGGUUUCCUGGGAUCAAGAUGAUUGACAAGAUGAUUCUGGUGUCUGAAUUGUUUAAAUAUCUUUACUCCAAAAAAGCCCCCAACAAAAAUGACAAAAGAGUUAAAACAUGACUGUUUUAUUUUUGUAUGUCUAUGUGUUAUUUGUGUCCUAUGUGAAUAGCUGUAUAUAAAAUGUUUGUUAUUUAAGUCUAUUUAUAGAUGUUCAAAUUGCUAGUGUUUUAAAAGAUGAUAUACUAUUAUAUGUUUUUCUCAGUGUACAUUUCAAAGUAUAUACUUUUUGCUUGAGAAUAAUAGGAAUACUAUUGAUUCGUUGGAGUUCUGUUGCACUAUGAUGUAUGAGGAAUGCUCAGGAAAUCUUGUGGGAUGAAUGUGGGGCAUGCAUUGACAAUCUUUCAUUUUCUGGCUUCUCUCUCUUUCUCCCUCUUCUCUCUUUCUUCUCUCAACCCAGAGUGUGUAGACUUCUCUGUCUGUCGUAAGUCACUCUCUUAACCAGAAAAAGACUUUUUCAGGUUAUCCCUUCUAGUAAAUAAACUUUAAGCUCUAUACCAUUUAUGCCCACAAAUUCAAACCAAAUGAAGCACAACUAAUGUAGUCUUUUGACUAAAGACUAAUAGAAAUUCAAGGGUUUGUUGUUAAAAAGAACUAAUUUUAUUAGAGAAACAAUAUGAAAGACUUCACUUGCUUAUCACUGUGAAUAUUUCUCACCACGAGAAUAACCACAACCCAUCAAAAACCCAUUUUGGCUUGACCUCUAGCAAAUUGACACAGUUUGCUUUAUAGCAUCAAAGUGUGUGGCUUGACAUUCAAAUGGAAAGAACCCCCUGAAUUUUAUCUGCAAACUAAAUGGAAAUAGUUGUUGAGUAUUUUCCCAACCUUUAUUAAGAAGUCCUAAAACGUUGUCAACAAAAAACAACCUCAGCAUUGAGAAAAAGAAAAACAGGAAGCAAGUUGUAGUACUAGAAGCUUCUGUAAGAUAAGAGGCCAUGUCAGCCAGUGUGGCCCAGCAAACAGUUGUGUGUUCCUGCACUAAGUGGAAUGUGCCGGGUGAGGCCACAGAGCGUGAAGCAAAGGGGACCUGAACCUUGGUGAGUUUCCUGUUGACUCUGCACCGGAGAGAAGGAACCACUCAGGUCCUCAGCGUGGACCCUGAAGCUUCUGGUUUGAGAGGCCAAUGCUUUAAUCUCUUUACUCUGGAAAUUAUCAUUGAUUCUUUCUGAAAUUGGCCUCUAUCAGAGCGUUGAUUGUUUGGGAUUCGAAUGUAAACAAAGUGUUGACGGAAGGAGGAGUAACAAUGGAACAAAUAAUAGCACGACGUAAAACGUUCUUCCACCUUCCUCUGGUUUGCAACACCAACCUACAAACUCCGAAGCAGCUUUUCCUAAAUUGAAGCACUCCAAAAGCUUUUGACCAGGGCUUGCAAAUACAUUUUAGUGCUUUACUUUGGCUUUUCAUUAGUCCCUAUUUCACUGAGCUUUUAGAGUAAAAUCCUUUAGUACCACUCAAAUGUAAAGGCAAAAUGGGUCCAUGAGAUUAUUUACUCAAGCCUUUCAGUUAUUGUUCAGAGAAGUUAGUCUAGAAGUUUUUGCUUUGUUAGCUAAAGCAGUUACUUUGCCGAAGCUCCAGAAAUGAAAGUUAAACUGAACUGCGUGUGAUUUUGUGCCCUGCUCUUCUAGAGCACGCUUGCCGGCUCGUUAGUGUUUCCCCUCUGGAAACGCUUUCGCUCUCUAUGAUGUUUUCCCACCUUCACUGUAAGAGGUGGGUGAGGGAAGAGUGGGAGACAGUUUCCGUGAUGCUCAGUCUCUCUUGGCCUCAAGCCAUUUUUCUGCCCCAAAGGAGAUUGAGAAAACUGGAUUAGUUCUAAUUUAUUUCUGGGGAUUGGGCCAUCUCUGAAAUAGUCUUGGGGAGGUUUCACAGUCUUCUAUGCCCGCUGCUGUAAGCACAGGAUCUGGCGGCUGUGGAAUGACACAGAACCGCGGCCACUCAGGAAGGAAGUGGAGAAUCUCUGAGCACAGCCAGGUCCAAACCUGCUGUGGAUUCAGAUCCCAAUUAGACUCUUCUUUGGGGUUUUGGGGAGGCCUGCUUCUCCCUAUUGCUAGCCUGUAGACCCAGACUGGUGCGUGGUAUCAUACCCUCACCGGCUGGUACAUUGCAGUACAUGCUGAAUUGUGUCCGGCACUUGAAGAGUAUCUGUUGCCUUUAAGAAUUCUUAGCUCCGCCUGAAUCCCAGCAUUGCAUCAAAGGCCUAGAAAGAAUCUAACGCCUACUAUUACAAAGACUCCAGGAAGCCUAAGAAAGAGAUUGUUUUGGGAAUCAGAUUUCAAUGUGAAACCAAUGCCUUAUAUUUACAUAGCACUUUCCAGUUUGCAAAUCGGUGUGCUUCAGGCUCCCACCUCCAACUCCCCAGUGGUCUGUGUGGGAUGAUUGCGGAUUAUCCUUACUCCUUUUGAGCAGGGAAGAAACAAGCUCCGAGAAGCAAGGUGCCUGGGGAGAGCCCUAAGUGGUGCAGCCAGGACUUGAAUCCAAGUCUUGCUCUUCCCUCUCCCUUUACCUUGCACAGUGGCUGUUGGGACCCAGCAGUUUGACUUGGUGUGUGCAUGCCUUUGCACUGAAAUGGGCACACGCCAUGUGGCUUUUGUGAAGUCAUCCAUUGGAAACCUGAGGGGCCUCUUUUCCUUGAGCACGGUCUUCCUCAUGGCCUGAGAGGUUACUGUCCCUCCUGCAGUGACCUGCGGCUGGGCUGACUGUGAGUUGGAGUCUAACCUAAUCAAUUCUAUGUUUUCUUUCCUUCCUUCUGUAAAGCACACUGCUUGUUAGGCGCUGUGAGAUCCUUGGACGAAAGAGAGAUAUUUAAAGAAAUGGAGUGCCUUUAUUUUGUUUUCCUUUCAAAAUGUGUCAGGAGAUGUCAGACAGAGCUUAGUGACUAGGGGUUAGGCUUUUAACUUCCAUUCAAUUUCUUCUCAUAUAAUAAUUUCCUCAGAUAGCCUUUAAAUCACAGACAAUAUCAUAGAGAUGAAACAUAAAGAGAAAUAUACUUUUAAGUCUUUUGAAGAGAAGUGACAUUGAAAGUUGGUAUUUUGAUAUAGUCACACAGAAGAUUUAGUAAUUUAGGUACAGACGAUGCCCAUCCAACAGUCACUACUCAUUGAAGAGCCACCAUAUUCAAAUGAAGUUUUAGGGUGCAUCUCUUCUUCAGUUUAACAGAAUAUGAUAUCUGAUUGGGAUUUUCCAGUUUAUCUCCCUUCUAAUUUUUUGUAUACUUAUCUUGCAAAAAAAGCGAGUCCUAGAAACAUGAGGUGACUUCCCAGCCUAGGGUUUUGUAAUUUUCAAUUAAAAAGAAAAGUCCCUGAAACUAGAUUUUAACAACCCCUAUGAAAUGGCUUGGGGAGGGAAAAGCACCCAUCUCAGCGAACAAGAUAUUGAACUGCUACGUGGUUAUGUUGUGAGCAGGAAGCAAUUUCCUUGCCUCUUCUGCACAUCUUUACUCUUUCCCAUACACCACAGAUCACACAGAAAACAUUAAAAUGGAUUCUACAUUAAAAAAAAUACUUCUUCCAUUUCUCUUUAUGAGGAGACUUAACUUGCUCUGUAUUGAUAUUUUUUUUACCUUUAGUCCAAAGGGGAAGCAUGCCCAAUGGAGAUGUUUAGCAUCCCAUAAUAAAAACCAGAUUUUAAAUCACCGCACAUUUUAAUGUCCUUGCAUGAUGGGGAUGUGACUUUUAGCACUGCAUGGUGUUUGGGGCAAGAUGUUAAUGUGGAAAUGAUACCUUCAAUUUCAUCGUUCUUUCAUUAUCUGUUACCUACCUUCUUUGACUAAACUGAAAAAAGAGGCUCAUUUUUUUUUGCUGUAUGUUUUCAAGAUUGACUUGUAAGAAAAAAAUUAAAAACAAGAGAGAAUAUAUCUAGUAAAAUGACAUGGAAAAUA